Camelina sativa (false flax) is the source of this 1172-nucleotide messenger RNA. Lineage: Eukaryota; Viridiplantae; Streptophyta; Magnoliopsida; Brassicales; Brassicaceae. The record is from RefSeq and is a predicted model, not a curated record.
UUCACAAGGCGAAUGUUUCGAUUCCAUUUUGGUUCGGUUUACAGUUACAGAAUUUGAUUUGGUUUGUUCCGGUUCGAACCGAUUCUGGUGAACCGAAUUCGAUAACUCCUAGUUUUAGUAGAGUGAGAUGAUGAUGAUUCAGGCGGUUGAGGAUUUACAACGAUCGAUCGAAGGAAGAAGACGAUGAAGAUCUUCCACGUUCCUUGUCUAGAAGACAAUUACUCUUAUCUGAUUAUCGAUGAGAGCACCGGAGACGCGGCGGUUGUGGAUCCAGUUGAUCCGGAGAAGGUGAUCGCAUCAGCUGAGGAGCACCAGGUUAAGAUCAAGUUUGUACUCACCACGCAUCAUCACUGGGAUCAUGCUGGUGGAAACGAGAAGAUAAAGCUGUUGGUGCCUGGGAUCAAAGUAUAUGGAGGUUCUCUGGAUAAGGUGAAGGGAUGUACUGAUGCGGUUGAUGAUGGUGACAAGUUGUCUUUGGGUCAGGAUGUCAACAUUUUGGCUCUCCACACCUCUUGCCACACCAAGGGUCACAUUAGUUAUUAUGUGACUUGUAAAGAAGGAGAAAACCCUGCUGUAUUCACCGGAGAUACACUUUUUGUUGCUGGAUGUGGGAAGUUUUUUGAAGGGACAGCUGAACAGAUGCACCAGUCGUUGUGUGUGACCCUGGCUGCAUUACCUAAACCAACACAGGUUUACUGCGGCCAUGAGUACACCGUCAAGAACUUGGAAUUUGCUUUAACUGUGGAACCAAACAACGAGAAGAUACAGCAGAAGUUAUCAUGGGCCCGUCAACAGCGCCAAGAAAAUCUUCCCACAAUCCCUUCAACACUAGAGGAAGAGCUCAAAACAAAUCCAUUUAUGCGCGUCGAUAAGCCAGAGAUACAGGAGAAACUUGGUUGCAAGUCGCCAAUUGAUACACUCAGGGAAAUCCGGAACAAGAAAGAUCAGUGGAAGGGAUGAUAAAUGCAGAGUUCUUUCUUACCUAUAUGCUUUUUGUAUGUUGUGUGGUCAGUGAUCCUGUAAAAAGGUUGUAUGAACCGGUGAUGUUUUUAUUCUGUGUGAGACUGUAAACCGGUUUGGUAAACCAAAAUCAUACCGACCUGUAAGCCUUGCUUGCACCCUUUUGAGUUUUGAGUUCUCCGUUUAUUGUGGAUAAUUUACUGUCUUCACCA